GGUCUUAUGUCUUCCACUCGUUUAAACCCAAACCUAAUUUCCACUCUGCAUAUAUUGAGAUCACUACAAUGGUGUCUCCUUCGUGGUAUGGCAACUGAAUCAUAAAGGAGACUUUCAAGGACUGAAAAAAAAAGAAAGUAAUAACAAGAAUUUGCGGAAUAAAAAAGGUCCAGUAGUUAAGGGCGUGUUUGGCGUAGUAAUCCAAGUACAAGUAUUAACAGAAGGAGAGGUGGGGAAAUGUACAGUUCGCAGUACUAGAAGAUUCAGGGAGACGCCACCAAGUCCGCAAACCUGGUAAGCCUGUAGCAGACACGUAUGGUGCCGCAGGACACGUGUACCGCCUUGACUUUCUCUUCCGCUUCUUCAGGACGAGUAAGGGCGGAAACAUGAGCAGUAACUUCGAGAAUCGUUCUUUGCUGGAUGAGCUACGUAGCUUCGACAAGGGCGGUUUCUUCGAUCUCGGUCAUCCUUUACUAAACCGCAUCGCUGAGAGCUUCGUCAAAGCUGCUGGCAUUGGAGCAAUCCAGGCUGUGUCGAGGGAGGCUUAUUUCACAGCUGUUGAAAGUGCCGGAGUUGAUUCAAGUAAUCUGCCUCCGGAGCUCUCUGGUGCCAAAAAGAAGCGUUUCCCUGACCUCAAAGGAGAGAGCAACAGAAAAUCUCUUGAAGCGAUGGUGAAGCAUACUGGAAAAGAAUCUCUACAAUGGGGACUGGCUGCAGGAAUUUAUUCAGGCCUCACUUAUGGGCUUAAAGAAGCUCGUGGAUCUCAUGAUUGGAAAAACAGUGCAGUUGCAGGAGCAAUUACAGGGGUGGCUGUGGCACUGACAUCAGAAGACUAUUCUCAUGAACAAGUCGUGCAAUGUGCCAUCACCGGAGCUGCCAUUUCGACUGCUGCAAAUCUUCUUUCUGGGAUCUUCUAAUCUGGAAUCUUAACUUUUAGUUCGUUAUCGAUUUUGCUUUGUUUAUAGUCCGAUAAAACGUUGCUUAGCAACCUUAAUUCGUAGUAUGAUCUUGCUAGGAGUUUUGAGUUUUUCUUUUUAACUGGAGUUUUAUGGUUAAGAAUGAGAGACAUGUAAAGGGUUUAGGUACCUUUCCAUGGUCUUUGAUGCUUUGGGCUUUCUCAAUCAAGGCACAAAUGGUGUAUUUGUUUUGCAUUAAAAGAUUCUGUAUUUGCAGUUGAAUCUCAAUGCAUUCCACUGGUUUUGGUAA
Carica papaya (papaya) is the source of this 1206-nucleotide messenger RNA. It is a transcript of the gene ATOEP16-2, whose product is annotated as Mitochondrial import inner membrane translocase subunit Tim17/Tim22/Tim23 family protein. Lineage: Eukaryota; Viridiplantae; Streptophyta; Magnoliopsida; Brassicales; Caricaceae. Gene Ontology annotation, cellular component: chloroplast outer membrane. The record is from RefSeq and is a predicted model, not a curated record. Gene Ontology annotation, molecular function: amino acid transmembrane transporter activity.